AUGGAGACCCCGAUUGAGUUAUCACGGGAUGACUUAACAUGGUAUGGACAUAAAGGAUCGGGAUCCAAAUUUCUGGUUAACUCUUUUCAGCCAGAGAUUUCACUGAAAUACAUCAUCACCAAUGCCGAUACUCAUCGAAAUAUAUUUCUCACUGAAGUGCAAGCUCUCAAACGAUUGACCCAUCCAAAUAUUGUACAAUAUCUCGGAAUAGGCAGAUUUAAACAAAAAGAGACAAAUGAUUGGGCUGAAGGGAUCUUGAUGGAGUUUUGCGAGCGAGGAUCUCUGUCUCAUUUGCUGGACAAACCAACAAUAAUUUACACGAUUCACACGGUGCGGCAUGAAAACGAGAUUGUGAGAAAUGCUCUACCAAUUGAGAAUCAAACUGAGACUCGCCUGAUCAAACCGAUUGGAUUCGAUCGAACGGAACAGAAGAUUUCCGUUUGUCAUAAUGACAGCCUCAAUGGCAUACGAAUUGUGGACUACACCUCCAGAGAAAGCACAAGUACAAAUCCGAUUCAAGACAAAAACUUGAACAACUUGAGCUCAAGGUUGAUUUACUACAAACUCAAGAACAGGAAACUCGCCGAAAACUUGCAUCAUAUGAACAAAAAUAUGCUUAGAGCGCCAAGCAAUGAUAGUGGCUACGUUGGCACUUCAACUCUGACCAGUUUUGCGCAUGCUGGGCCACGGGUUUUGUCGGAUUCGCCAAAGGCAGAAAACUCGUCAACCUCAACUGUGCAUCCCUCGCAACCAUUAUCGAGAGAUUCGUCGCUCUCAUGUGGAUCACUUGGUAAA
This is a messenger RNA of Mesorhabditis belari, 795 nucleotides long. NCBI's taxonomy places the organism in Eukaryota, Metazoa, Nematoda, Chromadorea, Rhabditida, Rhabditidae. The record is from the annotation of a GenBank genome assembly.